Molecule: messenger RNA, 1963 nt
Organism: Gadus morhua (Atlantic cod)
Lineage: Eukaryota; Metazoa; Chordata; Actinopteri; Gadiformes; Gadidae
Product: C-X-C motif chemokine 10
Exons: 4
Coding region: 192-464 (90 amino acids)
Biological process (GO): immune response
Cellular component (GO): extracellular region
Molecular function (GO): chemokine activity
Source: RefSeq, a predicted model, not a curated record
GAAGAAUUCCCCCUUGCAUCACUACGAAGAGUUGAUGUCACUUUCCGUGAAGGAGAUGGAUAUAAAGAGACCCCGGUGGUUCAUCCUUCACAAUCCACCUGUCUCUGCUGAGUCCUGAACCUCCUAGUCCUCUCGCUUUGCCUGGAAGACCAAGACAGCACCAGUGACCUUGUGAAGCCACAAGAGAAGAGAUGAAAGCCACCAUGUUCAGCCUCAUCAAAGUCCUGCUGCUCCUGAGCCUGCUGGCAUCGCUCUCCAGCGCCCAGAGACCUCAGACGAGCCGUUGUCUCUGUUCACGCUUCCAAAGAUAUAGCGGAGAUGCACAAAGAUUCGACAUCUACAAUCCAUACGCUUUCUGUGACAAACUGGAGAUUGUUGUGACUAGGAAGGAUGGUGAGAAGUUCUGUGUGAAUCCCAACUCCAAAGGCGGUCGCUACCUUCAAAAGAAGAAGGCUACAACUUAAGCUCUACAACCCCCCCUGAGCAGUGGCGCCACCAUGGGGUGGCGAGGGGUGCCUACUGCCACCCCAAAAUCAUUCUUUGCCACCCCAUUUGCCACCCCUAAGACAAUUUUUAUUAUGCAUAUUUAUUUUAAAUAUAUAAUGUAGUCUAUAUUUUUUUGAAUUCACAAUAGUUCGUAAUGUGAAAACGAGCAGUAAAUGCAGUAAAUGCGCUGCGUAGCGGUUAUCAAUGAAGUACGACCCCUACCCUAAGAUUUGCUGUGGCCCCCAUUGGCCACCGCUGGAAUAAUCUUCUGGAGGCGCCACUGCCCCUGAGUGAAGAAUAGGCUACAACUCAAGCUCUACAACCCCCCCUGAGUGAAGAAUAGGCUACAACUCAAGCUCUACAACCACCUCUGAGUGAAGAAUAGGCUACAACUCAAGCUCUACAAGCCCCCCUGAGUGAAGAAUAAGGCUACAACUCAAGCUCUACAACCACCUCUGAGUGAAGAAUAGGCUACAAGUCAAGCUCUACAACCCCCCCUGAGUGAAGAAUAAGUCUACAACUCAAGCUCUACAACCCCCCCUGAGUGAAGAAUAAGGCUACAACUCAAGCUCUACAACCCCCCCUGAGUGAAGAAUAAGGCUACAACUCAAGCUCUACAACCCCCCCUGAGUGAAGAAUAAGGCUACAACUCAAGCUCUACAACCCCCCCUGAGUGAAGAAUAAGGCUACAACUCCUAGGUCUACAACCACUUCUGAGUGAGGAAUAGGCUACAACUCCUAGCUCUACAACCCCCUCUGAGUGAGGAAUAGGCUACAACUCCUAGCUCUACAACCCCCUCUGAGUGAGGAAUAGGCUACAACUCCUAGCUCUACAACCACCUCUGAGUGAGGAAUAGUUUACAACUCCUAGGUCUACAACCCCAGCAGCUAUGUCUGAGUGAAGCCUCAACAGAGGUUUAAUCCACACAACCACGCCACUGAAGAAUACAAUGUCAAAGCACAAGGGUUACUUCUUUUUUUUUAUAAUAAUAAUAAUAUUAUUAUUAUUAUUAAACAAUAAUAUUUGUGUAGCACUUUUCGAAACAGGAUUACAAAGUGAACAGAACAGAAUAAAACAUUAUUAAUUAUGUAAUUUACCAUUACAUUUACAUUUAGGGCACUUAGCAGACGCUUUUAUCCAAAGCGACUUACAAUAAGUACAUUUGUCAUAAGAAGUGCAUCAAUAUAUCACUGUUGGUACAGAAAGGAUGUUUAUAGAACCAAGGGCAAGUACAACAAUCGCUAGGCUAAUCAAUUCCCCGUGUUACAGCCAUGAUAGCAGCUACUGCAGUGAUAGCAGCUGUAUUAUACUUAUGUAUUAUAUACUUAUGUAUUAUACUUAAGCUAUUUUGUUCUAUGAUGUCUUAGGCCUAGUCUACUCCAUGUCUUUUUUUAUAUUGUGCAUUGUGUGUAUAUAAUGUGUUGUACUAUAGUCCUACUUUGAUCUCUAAUGUAUAAUAAAAUGAUUAAUACAUAA